Messenger RNA from Vitrella brassicaformis, 4455 nucleotides. The record is from the annotation of a GenBank genome assembly. Lineage: Eukaryota; Vitrellaceae.
CAGAAUUUGUUUAUCAUAUCGUCCGCAUCAAUGUCGCUUAUCUUUUUCUUCUCUCGAUAUACAUGCAUUCCAUUCAUUCAAAGACAGCUGUUACUCGUUUCACCUCUGUCCACAUGCAUUGCAUCAACAUGCACACGAAGUACCUACAGGCCAUCUGCCCGCUGCUCAUGCUAUCCAGCCAGCCAUCCAUCCAUCCAUCACGUGGUUGGAUCAUUCAUGUGUUGGUCUGCCCCUGGCUCAUGCCAUGCCGGCGACUGCCUUCUUGACGGGCCCCACGGUGCACGAGUUGACCUUGGCUGCGAAGCGGAGGGAGUUGAGGGUCUCGUUGAGGUGCAUGGCCAGGGGAGACACAUUCACAAACAUCAACGUCUUCGAAUCGCCACCUGCAGCCCCCCAGCCAUAGACAGACAGACAGACAUUCAUGCGGAUGGGCCCUUCUUCUCUCCGUCUGUGUGUGUGUGUGUGUGUGUGUACCGAGUGAGUCCUUGAGAAGCAUGGUGAGUUUGGAGUUGCGAUAGGGCACGUGGCCCACACCACUGCUACCCUUCCCAGACGCACCACCACGGCCACCUGCAUGCGCAAAUGGCCACAUCAUGUGCACAUGGGAUGUGCGUGGCGUGCAUCUGGCUGGCGGUCUGACUGACUGACCCAUGGGGGUGGGUGGCCUCUUCUCCCCGAGCGCACAGAUGACAUCUCCCAGUGCGCUGAGGCUCCUGUUGAUGCUCUGCGUCUCGCGCAGGCGGUCCCCCGUCACCUGAGACUUCUCCACACGCUCAGAACCCGCCAAAUCAAUCUGACACACACACACACACACACAGUGACGACAAUGGACAAAGGGUGCGGAUCUUAAUCCUUCCUGCUGGCUGACCAGCGAGAGCAGGCCGCCGACACUGGCGUUGCCCUGGCUGGCAUCUUCGCCCAGGAUACGCAGCUGAAACACACUGAAUGAUACAUAGAUGGAUGGAUGGAGAACACACACAUACACAUGGAAUCGACGGCCGGCCGUGUGUCUGUUUGGGGUAUGUGUGUGGUGUGUGACCUAUGGCUACGGGAGCUGCGGGCGUUGCAUCGGGUCUCGGCUGUGGCACUGAAACCAAGGAAGGACACAAUGAAUAUACAUAGAUGAGACGAUCAUGAUUGAUAUGCGUGUAGGCUGCGCUGCCUACAGACCGGUUGCCGUGGGCCUGGAUGAGCAGCUGGUGCACCUGGUGGGGGGCCGUCACGGGCACUGCAUGGCAUGGAUGACACACAGAUCACACACACCAUAAUGGCAUUCGUCUCUACCGGUUUUGAUGUUUGAUACGACGACCACGCCCUUGCCGUCGAUCUUGAUGUCGGGCACCACCCCACCGCCCUCAUCCUUGUCAGACGCCAGCAGAUCGCGAACCGUCUCGUUGUAUAUCUAUCUAGACACACACGGGUCGGAUGCAUGGACACACACGACACUGCCUGGCCUGGCCUGGGGGAGAUGGGGGACCGACCUCUAUGAAGGAUGCCUCCACUUUGAAGGACCAGCCGCGCCUGAAUGGUGUGAGUGACCUACCUGUGUGUGUUGGUGUGGUGUGCAUGGUAUGGUGCCCACCUAUCUACCUCUGGAGUGUCUGUACGGUGGUGAAUAUGAGGUCGACGGCGCGCGGGAUCAUGCCCUUUGAUUGCUGAUGGAUGCCAUUCCAUUCCACAUACAACAUACAUUCGUUCAGGUGUGGUGUUGGUUGAGCCAGCCCCUCUCUCACCUGCCACUGCUCCUCAGAUGCGUAGUUGUCAGGGCCCUGCGGGUGGUGGACAGCAUAACGGUGCACAGCAUCCACCAUUUGGAUGGAUGGAUGGAUGUGUGUGUGUGUGACGUACCUCCAUGGUGUAGGUCUUGCCGGAUCCCGUCUGUCCGUAUGCGAAGAUGGCCACCCUGUAGCCGUCCAACGCACUCUGAACCAACCUGAUAGACAGACAUCACAUCGAUGGAUGGGCACAGAGAAAGAGACAUGAUUGGUGGACUGACUGACGCUUGUACGGGUGUACAGGUCUCCCUCUCUCUGUCUGUCGCUUGUUUCCCAUCUAUGUAUGUAUGAGUGUGUGUGUGUGUGUGUCUUUGUGUGCUGACUGUGCAAUUUCCUCAAACACGACCGCCUGGGCCGCGUUGGGGGCGAACACCUGCACAACACACAUAGAUGUGCUCAGCCGUCCGCCUGAAUGCGUUAUCGGUCAGGUAGAGUACCUUACCUACCUUAUCGAAUGUGAAUUUGUAUUGGUUGGAGUGUUCGUUGAGUCCAUCCACACUGCGCAUCUUGGCCGAGCACAGCGUCACCCCACAGCCGUCGGGACUCAGCUCAAGCUGACCCUCGUCCAAACCGUCAGACACCUCACGACCUGCCCACGUACGUGGACAUACACGACAGGACACAGGUGUGGUGUGGUCUGUCUGGGUGUGGUGUAUGUGUGUAUGCCAACUCACUACUGCGCGGUCGGAUUCUGCAGAAGACACGUAUGUUGCCUCGGAGCUCUUGUGCGAUGUUGUGCAGCUUCUUCCGGAGUGCCUCGGUGGCGUGCGAGUCCUCUAGCAGACGGACUAGAUACGCCUCCAUCUCCUAAGCACACACACACACACACAAACACACACAGAGGCGAAAUGCAAGCAGGGAGGAGAUGUGUGGAUGUGUGGAUGUGUGGGUGUGGGGGUAGGUAUAGGUAUACCGUGAAGUACCCCUUGAGUUGGUCCACUUGUUUCUGCUGCGCGAAGGCCUCGGCGUGCUGGGUCUGUGUGAGGGCGCAGCCCAGCCAGACACACACCAUCCGUACCGUAUGUGUGUGUGGUGUGGUGUGUGUGUCGUCCCCCACCUCCUUAUCGUGUUUGAGUCGCUCGAUCUUGGCCUCGUCCUCAGCUAUCAGCGCACGCGUCUGGGCCGCACCGCUCUGACAUGCACACACACACACACACACACGCACGCAUAUGUGUGUGUUCGGCCACUCCACUCCUCGGUGGUUCUUCCCUACCUUGAGGACCUCAUUUUGCUGUUCCUGUGCGAUGAUUUCCUUGUCGAGUGCGGCAUUGUCGGCCUCCAGGGUCUCUAUCGACACACGCAACUCCUCACUCUCCGUCUGAUUGAUGCAUCCACCCCAUGAUACACACAUACACACACACGGCAGGUGUGAUGAUAGGCUGGGCUGCUGGGUGGUGUUGUCUGCCUGCCUCAUAGUUGGUUUCGAGCUCCUCCAGCUGGCGCAGACUCUCCUCACGCUCGGCCGCCAUCUCUACCUGCACAUACAAAGCGCACAACACACACACACACACACAUGGAGGUCGGCCGAUGAAGUGAAACACGUGCGCAUUGCGUUCAUUCACGGAUUGGGUGGCAGGUUGACUGACCUUGGCCUGGUCAAGCUGCUCCAGCUGCUGCUUCAAUUCCUCUAACUCGCUACGCAAACGGCUCUCUACACACACGUGUGGUGCACAGCACACAUCGACACACACACACAUACAUACAUAUAAGUGCAGCCCAGCCAUAAGACCCCUCUUCUUCGUUUCGUCCCCACCCUCAUCGGCCGUCUGUGAGAGCCGGUUCGCUAGCUCCAGUUUCUUGGCCUUCAGCUCCUCCAAACUCACAUGCGGGGGCGGACCACCACUCCCACUACCCCCAGCAACACCAACACCAUGGACGCCGCGCACACGUGGGGACGCAGCCCGACGGUUCGCCGCAUGAGAUGGGGGAUGGCCCGCAACUCUGGUGGGCGGCUGGUGGUGGUGCUGGUGUGUGUGUGUGUUGGGUCUCUCCUUGAGGUUGGCUAUAGGUACGCGUCGUCCGCCGGGUGGGAGGGGAGGGAUGCCGCGGGAGGGGUGCGAUGGAUUGCCGGCCUCACGGGCUUCCCUGCAGAUGGGCGGGAUGGAUAAGAAAGGACACGUAUACACAUCAAUGUGAUGUGCACUGUGGCGCAAGGGCACUCACUUGGCGCUUGGGGCUCGACGAGCGGCGGUCUGAAGGGAAAAUAGGAUGGAUGGACGGAUGGAUACCGCGAGUUGACCGCAGCAGUUCCUUCCUUCCUUCAUCUGCUUACCUUAGUAUCUUUUUUUUAUAUAUAUAUGCUUACCUUAGUAUCUGAUGGCAUGGCUCUCCCUCUGGGCUCCCUCCCCGGCGUCUUCGCCCGCCGCAUCGACACAUCCUUGUCCGACAACGCCGGCGACGGAUGACGCACUCUGCGCAUCCGCACACAGCCAUCAACACAGCGAUCACCAUUGCGCCAUCUAUGUGUUCGUUCUUCCUUACACUUUGGCCCCCGAGGAUGCCGUGUGGCUGGCGUACGAAGCUGACGCAUCCCCGCCCCUGGGUGUGCCCGUGUCGGACGCCGUGUCUGUCGGAGGGACGGAUGGCUGCUGCAGCGGGACGUUCCUGGCAAAGAUGCUCUUGGCGAAGAUGCUCUUGCGGGUCGGCUGCCUCAAUUGGCUCUGAAAGUCCCUCAUCGAAC